This is a messenger RNA of Talaromyces stipitatus ATCC 10500, 2002 nucleotides long. RefSeq names its product MFS phosphate transporter, putative. The transcript is spliced from 3 exons. The record is from RefSeq and is a predicted model, not a curated record. Gene Ontology annotation, cellular component: membrane. Gene Ontology annotation, molecular function: transmembrane transporter activity. Lineage: Eukaryota; Fungi; Ascomycota; Eurotiomycetes; Eurotiales; Trichocomaceae. The coding region runs from base 1 to 1998 and encodes 665 amino acids. Gene Ontology annotation, biological process: transmembrane transport.
AUGACUUCCUUGGGUCCUAUGCCCCCUCACGGGCCCGACGUGACGGGCACUCAUCCUCAGUAUGAGGAAAUGCACCCGACCGAGAAGGAUGCCUUCGACAAGCUGCUCCGCCCUGACGACAGCUAUACCCCCGAGGGUGUCUACUGGGCGGAUUUGCCCAUCAUGCAGCGUCUCAAGUUCGUCAACAGCGUCGACAGCGCCGAAGCCCGCAAAGAGUUGACCGCCAUCGGCCAAAUGAUCAAGGCCGAUCCCCUCUCGCCUGUCAGCUACUACUUCAAGAACAUGGUCUUGCCUGGUGCCGGUUUGCUUUUGGAAGGUUACGUCUUGUUCUCCGUCAGCACUGUCCAGUCGCUUUUGGCCGAUGCUUUUCCUGAAUGCUGGGGUAAACACCAGACUUGUAACGGCACCUGGAUCAAUGCAAUGACCUAUUUGGAAAUUGCUGGUAUUAUGGUCGGUCAGAUUCUUGUCGGUUAUCUCGGUGAUUGGAUUGGCCGUCGCUGGGGUCUUAUUCAGGAUGCCGCCAUCAUGUUUGUCGGUCUUCUCAUGCUUACUGCUGCCUACGGUGUUACCGAGAACGGCUGGGUUAUCUGCUACGCCUGGUCUCUUUUCUUCUACAGUAUCGGUGUUGGUGGUGAAUACCCCAUGACUGCCACUUCGGGUAUGGAGAACGCCGUCGGAUCUGGUCGUAUCUCUACCCGUGAGGAUCGUCUCCACCGUGGCCGCAAGGUCGUGAGCGCCUUCUUGAUGCAGGGUUGGGGUCAGUUCCUCAACCAAGGUCUUUUGAUCAUUCUAUUGAUUGUCUUCCACCACGGUUCUGGCGGCUACCCCUACUCCAAGGUUGCUGCUCAGUGGACCUACCGUGUCUCCUUUGCUAUCCCCGCUGUUGGAACACUCUGGCUCACCUACUACCGUGCCUAUCACAUGAAGGCUGCCUCCAAGCAGCUCCAAGCUAUCAAGAAGAAGUCCUCCGUCACCGGAUACGAUGUCGAGUCAUUCCGUCUUACUUUGAAGUAUUUCGGUCCUCGUCUCUUCGCCACCAGUUUCGGCUGGUUCGCCAACGAUAUCUUCUUCUACGGCAACAAGCUCUUCCAGAGUCAAUUCAUCACUGUCAUUUUGCCCAAGGAAAGGUCCUUGAUGCCCGGCUGGCUAUACAACUUGCUCAACAUCGGUGUCUCCCUCGUUGGAUACUACCUCGCAUCUUUCCUCAUCGACAACAAGUUCUACGGCCGCAAGUGGAUGCAGCAGAUCGGUUUCUUGAUGUGCUUCGUUUUCUUUGUCGUCCCCGGUUUCCACUACCACUACUACACCAGCAAGGCCCACAUCCAUGAGUUCCAGGCCAUGUACUUCUUGUCCUCUUUCUUCAACCAAUUUGGUCCCAACUGUGUUACCUUCUUGGUUGCCGCCGAAUGUUUCCCUGCUCCCAUCCGUGCCUCUGCCCACGGUUUCGCUGCUGCCAUGGGUAAGCUCGGUGCUUUGAUUGCCGCCAUUGUCUCCUCCUACACCAGCGUCCCCCAACGUUUCUACAUCUGGCCCUGGUUCGGUCUUGCCGGUAUGCUCUGCACCUUCCUGUUCCUCCCCGACACCACCGGUCUCGAUCUUAAGGAACAAGAACGUCGCUGGUGGUACCUCCGUAACGGUCGCGAGCACGACUACCACGGUGUCGCCAUCCACCCUCAACACUUGUCCGUAUGGGAACGUCUUCGCGGCGUCGGCAAAUACUACGACGCCGAACUCGAUUACAAGCAAAAAGUCGACGACUACCGUCAGGAGUGGGAGACCGGCAUUGCUCGCAAGCUCGAGAAUGAAGCUGGUGAAAUCGACGUUGAUACCGAGGACACUCUCUUCGAGGGUCCCGUCCACAAUUACUUUGAGCGUACCAGUCCCAUGUUCCGUGGCACUGAGAAGCUUGGUGGUCAGACUUUCUCUAGUCUGCCUCCUGCCGCUCACUCUUCUGAGAGUGACUCCAUCGAAGCUGCUGCGACUGUGACAGAGAAGUAAACAA